Messenger RNA from Pocillopora meandrina, 4253 nucleotides. The record is from the annotation of a GenBank genome assembly. NCBI's taxonomy places the organism in Eukaryota, Metazoa, Cnidaria, Anthozoa, Scleractinia, Pocilloporidae.
AUGGGACUGCUCUACUACUUUGAGACCACCAUUGACUUCCAUGGAGAACACUCGCAGAAUGUGUUUCGAAAAUGGCUUAAUAUAGCCGAGGAGUUUAUUGCAUAUCCAUCGAAAACGACGGGAGUGGAAAUCAAGCAGCUCUGGAAGGUAAUUAACAAAAGCGCAGAGUUUCGACAACCGAGCAAUUUUAUAGCAUGCAGAAGCUCGGAAAAUUUGUACAUUGCUGAGAACCAAAAUAAUUUUUAGAAUCGCUUGACAUUUCUCAACAAACAUCUGAUACUCUUGACAAGUUUUAAAGAACCUUUCAGUAGAAAUUCAGUGAAAAUUUCAGACUGUCAAGCAUUUAGCGACCGCCUUAAUCGGCAUUAAUCAAUAGCUGACAUUGCGGUCACAAAAUGUAAAUUAGCUUAUUACAAUGCCAGACUUACAAAAGGCAACUGAAAUAUUUUCAAUGUCAAAUUAAGUAUAUUUUAACGCCCCUUUCGAUCGGUUCGCGUAGGUUAAGAAUUUGCGAUCCAAAGAAGGGUAAGCCGACGUUCCGUUCAUCCGUGCAAAGUAAGGAAGGCGUCUCGAGCAACGCGAGUUGGUGAGAGAUCUAGCUGGUGGUCAAGCUAGUAAAAUCAAUGCCGUACGCCUCGAAUAUCCUUAUCGUGCACGCUUGUGACGUCAGCAAGCAACUGCCUCGCGCAAAAAAUAUUACCUCCGCGAUUCGAAAGUUCAUGUUCAGUUUGGCCGCGAGUUUUGAGGUUUGCAGGUUUUUCCUUUCCAUCCCCAUCUGAAGUUCAAAAUAGAAAGUAAGUAUGUUAAAGGAUACUCGAUUUUGGAAAACAAUGGACUUCUAAGCGCAACAUAGCCACGUAAUCCUUCACCGUCCUGCUUUAGGUAACGGUCAUGAUAUAUGCGCGUUAUUAACCAAGCGUGGUGUCAUAGAACAAAGCAUGCACUUCAUAUGAUUGUUCGCUAAUGAAGCCUGUCGUGUUAAAAACAACUUUAAAACCUCGGGCACCACUCUUAUUCUUCAUGAUUCCUUAACAAUGUCAGUGUCCCAGAAGAUUGCACGCGCUCAAACGGGAGACGCCCAUUUAACAAAAUAAGGAUGACUUUCUUUUUCAUUUGAUCUUAUAUUUUCAGAUAUGCGGAGAAAAUAAACUGAUAGGAGGUGAGUGCGUUGAAGUGGUCUUUGUCACUUUGUAGCAAAGGGAAACUAUGUCAUGUAUACCUCUUGGCGGCUGGACUUCAUUAUAUCACAAAAAGAUUUAUCAACAGUAACAGAACUAUUUAGAAAAAAAAAGAGUGUCGUGCAAUAGUAAUGCUUUAGCUCAAAGGUUACACUAAAGUUAUUACGCAAGAAAGCUGUGAAAUUAAGUUCUCAGGUCACACAAAACAGACGCUAAAUCGAGUUGCAUUAAAUUACUGUACUCUUCAACCAACCUAACGUCACUGUCACGCAACAUUAUAUUCUCCAACAAGCUUUUUCAAAUGAUUCCUAACUAGUAUUUUUUUAAUUGUAUUUGGCUCUGCUUCGAUUUGUUCUGUUAUUCAUAAACAGUCAGAUUCUGAAAUGAGGGCAAUUUCUGAAUACUGAAUAAUCCUUCUUUGCCUUGAGUGGCUGGAUGAGAUCGAUAUACCACAACCUGUCACAGUUUGUCCUUAAAUGAGAUAAUUUGUUUUUGUCAACUAAGUCGUUUAUCGUGUAAAUUGGUAACCAGACUUUUCGAGCGUUAGCCCUUCGUCUGACGAAUUUAAAUCAUCAACUCGGUUGAUAAAAACCAAAAAAAGAAAACCCCACCGACGCAGCACCACAAUUUUUUUCGGAAACCUACCUCCUAAAUCUGUUCAUUUGUCCUUAAAUAGCUCAGUAAAAUGAAAGGAUAUCUUCGUAAAAAGGGUCUGUCAGGGUUUCACAGCCAGCGAAACACACCUCUACCCGUACUUCUUCUCCUCCUCCUCCUCCCCCCCCACCACCCUUCGCUUUCAGGGUGGUUCAUCUUUCAUCUUAUACAUUGCCAGGAGCCCAUGACGUUACUUAAAAUUAAAAUUUUAUCCUUGCGAAUCUAAUUUCCCUCUUUUAUUUUGUAUCAUUCCAGUUCUCAGUGUGGAGUCACCAGGACAACUGGACAUUUGCUUUGCGACUCUGUUAAAGCAACAAUCAGCGGACGUUCGCAUCACAACCGAGGUGAAACCUUUUAGACCCUAUGAGGAUUUCGCUGGAACUGUUGCCGAGAGAUGUAAUCGGAGCCUGGACGCGACUCAUGUGGAAAGCGUGACCAAAGAGGGAUUGUAUUACUUCCUGUGGUCUCGAGUCGAGUAUAUGGGUAUGUUUAUAUCACAUUAAGAGAUAACGUUUUACUCUUUUCACCAGUCUGUUUGAAGCCAAUAUUUGACCGGUCAUGCGUCACGAAACGCACUUGCAGACGUUCCAAGAAAAUUCAUAUAACACCAGUACAGUGGUUUCUCUGCUCAUGGUGUUUUGUCAAUUCCCUUUAGGUGCUUUAAGAAUGUACAUAAUGGUUGGUUUGCCUCAAAUUUUUUCUCUUAUAAAGAACCGUCCAUGUACCUCUGUGAUCUACCCAGCGCUGCACCUGUUGUCCUCUUAUUCAGACUGAAAGGACCUAAAAUCGGGGCUAUCCACAAUAUGCUCUAAAGUGUUAAAAAGAUACUCGAAUUUACCGAGAAUGUUGCGCAAAAUUGUUUAAAUACGGAAAGUUUUUCCAGUCACCAUAAUUAACUGCAUUGCCGUUUUUCAUGGUCACUAUUGGAGGUUUGUAAUUAUCUCGUCAAACGAAGACCAAUGAACGUUUUCCAGUGUUCCUUAGCUCGCUCCUAAUGUAUCAAUGUUAUUUUCUCCCACAGAAAAAUCAAUUUCCCUAGAGAAAUUUAUUGAACCAGGAACCGGUUUCUUUUUUCACUGACACUUACGCAUGCGUGUAAUUCAAUUCAUGAGCCACAGGACUACUACCAUUUUCUUUCAUAACAUUUUGCAUGUCACAGGACAGACUUUGUUCGUCGAUUGUAUAGUCCUAUGACUGACUCUUUGUCUCUGAAUCAGGCAUAACGCAACUGGAUCUUUGCAACACUUGGACUGACGAAGCAGUAUGUGCUAUAGAAGCAAAGAAACUAGGAGACAUUGUGGACUUGUGGAAAGUGGUGGCAGAACGACAGGUAAGAAUCAGGCGUCGAGUACUACAAAGUUCAUUUCCAGUCAGUUUCACAAAAGCUUCAAAUUCAAUUUCAUGUCCAAUCGGUGUGCAGAGCUUUUUUUUUUUUUAUAUAAAACCCGCUACCCUGAGUCUUGCAGAGCCUCAGUCGUAGAGCAUCCCUCGGGGGGUCAAAAGUUCAUGUUCGCUUGACUGAACUUGGAUUUUCCCCCUUUUUUUUUUGUCCUUUUUUUUUUUGAUCAGUUUGCUUGUAUCAAUGAUUGAGAAACAUACCAGGAAAAAAAUCCUCUGACAACGAAACAACCCAAUGGACGCAUUUUUUAUUUGAAUGACCGGGCGAACGACACUGAAAGGGCGCAGUGUUGCCUUAAAUACUUAUAAAUUACGUCGAUUAGUUGUAAGGUUUGAGCCUUUCUGUCUAGUUUUUCGGUUUCAAAGUUCAAUCUUUAUGUUCUCAGAUAAAGAGUUCAACAGGGUAUGAAACUCCGCCGAGAUCACUCCUUUUGUCAUGGCAAGUGUCUUCCAGCCUUCUUCUCUGCGGAAUGAUUCGUUGAUUAAGAUCAUUUUUGCACAGUUAAAGCGACUAAACAAAAUCAUGUUUGGGUUUUUUUUCCCCGGGAGAGUUUUCCGGUUGAAUUAAGUUUCUGUUUUUGAACAACAAGCAGAGCAUACCUCCCAGUCUGGACAACAGGCUCAACUCACGGAGAAAAUUCAAUCGUCAUCUUGGCAUUGAUUAUGACUGAAGUGUUGACAUCCAAAGCGGAAGCCAUCAUCAGAGUCGCCGACCCAGCUGUCUUUUCUCAUUUCAUUUAAAAAACCGUAGGACUAACCCCCCCCCCCCCCAACACCUCUUAUGCUCCAGUUUUCUUUCAUUCCUCUCUCGUCAUCUCAACGUAUUUGAUCAUCUCUAAAUUCAUGUUAUCAAACAUCCUACAGGUUUGGGUGAUUGUGCGCAUGAACAGCCUGAAGGACGCGGAUGAGCUUCUUACAUUUGAUCUUCCGAUCUUAAAGAAAAUGGGAGCUCAGGUGUACACCAAGUGCAAGUCUAUACGGCCAGUCAACCAUUGGAUCGAAGAUCUUCAGACACUGGUUUAA